AUGUUUAAAGGCUUGGGGACGUGGUUUGGUUUGGAGAACUCGGCGUCCACGAAGGCGUCGGAUGACAAAGACAGCCUGAGCGUAGAGCAGGAAGAAAAGGUGGUAGAGGUGCAAAACGAGGUAAACAAACAGCAACCAGCUGACCAGGAUGGAGGACGAGAGGCCAACCAGGAAAUCUCCGAGCACAGUAAAGGACUGGGCGAUUACUUCUUCAGCUUUGCCUCCAGUGCCACCAAGAAGUUGUCUGAGUCAGUGGUAGAGACCGCGCAGAGCAUCAAAAAGACUGUGGAAGAAGGCAAAAUCGAUGGCAUCAUUGAUAAGACAAUUCUGGGGGACUUCCAAAAGGAGCAGAAAAAGUUUGUCCAAGAGAAGAAAUCAAAAAGAUCAGAAGCUGCGGUGCCUCCUUGGGUUGGCUACAACGAGGAGGAGACAAUCCAGCAACAGAUCCUCGCUCUGUCUGCUGACAAAAGGAACUUCUUGCGGGACCCACCUGCUGGUGUUCAUUUCUACUUUGACAUGGAACACAUGUAUCCACUGGCUGCAGUGAUGCUGGAGGAAGACCAGCUUCUCAACCGCAUGCGCUUCGACCUGGUUCCUAAGCAGGUGAAGGAGGAGGUGUUCUGGAGGAAUUACUUCUACCGGGUGUCUCUGAUCAAGCAGUCAGCUCAGCUCACAGCACUGGCAGCGCAGCAACAGCAGCAGAAGGACGACGAGGACAGAGGGGCCAGUGUUUCACCUGAGGACGUCGUGUUAAAAGACAACGUCCGACCAAAAACACCGCCAGUUUCCAUCAACAACAUACAGAAGCCGUCUCAUGAAGAAGAGGAGGAAAUAUCAACAAGUCCUGGAGUGUCAGAGUUUGUGAGUGACGCCUUCGACUCGACGGGCAUCAACCACGAGGACCUGAGGAAAGAGAUGGAGCAGCUGGUGCUGGAUAAGAAGGACAGCGUUCCCUCUGCCGACGACGAGUCAGCCGACUGGGAGAAGGAGCUGCAGCAGGAGCUCCAGGAGUACGAGGUGGUGACCGAGUCGGACAACAAAGACGACCAGUGGGAUCAGGAGAUCGAGAAGAUGCUGCAGGCAGACGACAGCUAGUCAACAACCGAGUCUUUACUGUACAUGAAGGAUCUGGACCACACUUAAUGAAUAGUCAUGAAUGAUGCUUUAAGGGGGCAAACCUUCACGUCCUCUAGCCCCACCCAAGCGUGGUUUCUGUCUCGCAAACAAAGUGGUGUACCUGAUGAUGGUGUAGAUCCGAUGAUAGCAAGCGUGUGGUUCAAGCAGUGGAUAGUAAUGAGGUAUUACUUCAUUGAUUCUUCCAAAAACAGUUUAAUUUCUUGUCUCUUCUUUGGUCUGAAGGGAAACGCUCAACAGAGGGCGCUCUAGUACACGACCCUAGACUUUUAUUAUACACUUCAGGUUGUUGUCACUUGUUUGUUUCCACUGCAGCUUUCUUUUAGUGGGUUGUACAGUGAAGUCGAGGUGUAGCUAUAGUACAAGUCUUGCCACAUGUAAAUAAGAUUCUAACACUAUACUAUACAAGCUUCGUUCCCCUUUCGUCAUGCGGCUUCACAAUUUACAUUUUGUAUCUAAUCUUCAGUCCUGCAUUUGGGCUCCUGUGUGUACGUCUGCUUCUAACGCUGCAAUUAAAAUACUGUACAUUUCUA
Molecule: messenger RNA, 1667 nt
Organism: Betta splendens (Siamese fighting fish)
Lineage: Eukaryota; Metazoa; Chordata; Actinopteri; Anabantiformes; Osphronemidae
Gene: syap1
Product: synapse associated protein 1
Exons: 9
Coding region: 1-1095 (364 amino acids)
Cellular component (GO): cytoplasm; synapse
Source: RefSeq, a predicted model, not a curated record